AUGCCCGAGGAGCAGCAGCGCGCCAUCAUGGGGGAGCUGGAGAAGCGGGAGAGCGACUACAUGCGCCUGCAGCGCCAGCGCAUGAGUGCGGACGACUUUGAGCCGCUCACCAUCAUCGGGCGCGGCGCGUUUGGGGAGGUGCGUAUCGUGCGCGAGCGCGUCACGGGCAAGAUCAUGGCCAUGAAGAAGCUCAAGAAGGCAGAGAUGCUGCGGCGCGGCCAGUGA
This is a messenger RNA of Monoraphidium neglectum, 225 nucleotides long. Its product is annotated as protein kinase, putative. Bases 1 to 225 code for a protein of 74 amino acids. Gene Ontology annotation, biological process: peptidyl-threonine phosphorylation; actomyosin structure organization. NCBI's taxonomy places the organism in Eukaryota, Viridiplantae, Chlorophyta, Chlorophyceae, Sphaeropleales, Selenastraceae. The transcript has 3 exons. Gene Ontology annotation, molecular function: ATP binding; protein serine/threonine kinase activity. Gene Ontology annotation, cellular component: cytoskeleton; cytoplasm. The record is from RefSeq and is a predicted model, not a curated record.